AUGAGUGGAAAAAUGUUUGCAUUUGUGUGUUCCGUGCUUCUCUUCGUCAUUUCGUUAUCGAAAUCGCAGCAAAAUUCCACCAACGAGGAUGAUAAUUUGACGAUACGAUACGAGAUAAAUACGGGUUCUACAACAAAUUUUGACGACGAAAUAAUAACUCUGCGACAUGAUUUGUAUAAAAAUUUGAUGAACAAUACACAAAAUGACGAAAUGCAGCAUGAAUUUCAUAUGAAUAAUAAACGCGAGGAUAAUGAUUUCAUUCAACAUAAACGUUACAAGCAUUCAAUGCAGAAUAAAGAUGAUGAGCAAAAAUCGAUGAAAUCUAACACAAAUUCGACAUAUGUCAAUCAUAAAAGAAAUUUCACGGCUGAGCAAGUUCAUGAAAAUGUAAUUGAAAAGAAUGAUUCCAUGUCAUUUGAAGUCUUCAAAAAUUCCAGCAAAGAUGCUAAUAAAACUAUCAUCGUUCCAAACGAAAUGUGUCAUAAUGAUACUUGCAUUCGGCUCUGCUGUUCUCUUGGCGAUCGUCUGGUUAAUGGCAACUGCAUUCCUGAAGGAAUUGAAUACAUUUUUCCAAACGUAUACACGAACGAUUCGACGCAGAGCGAAAAAAGAGUGAACGUAUUGUUUGAGCUAGCCAUUUAUGAUUCGUGUCAGGAAGGUCACGUUCUGCAUUCCAAAGAUAUCCAUGAUUAUAAGAUUUUCAUUAACGGUUCUAUAUAUUUAACUUUUGAUAAAAUAUUUGUUGAAUCGACAUCAUAUUGUCUCGCCGUCGUCGACGGGAAUGAGUUCGAAGUAACCAUCUGUUCCAAAACUUAUGACAAGUUCAAGAAGAUAACCACUAAUAAUGAAACUAAUAAGAUCAUGAAUACUAUUACAAACGAAGAUAUUAUAGAAAUGAGUGCCGAUAUAGUAUCUAUAUUACUUUUGGGGUCAGUAUUUCUGGUGUAUUCCAUAUUGCCAGAACUCCGAAAUAAACACGAUUUUAUGUUGCGCAAUUAUAGCGGUGCCCUGACUGUUGCAUACGGAAUUGACUUUGUAAAUAUAAUGAUCAAAUCGGAUGAUAUACAGUAUGUUGUCUGCGUUAUAAUAGGUAGAAUAUAUAUGUAA
This is a messenger RNA of Nylanderia fulva, 1107 nucleotides long. NCBI's taxonomy places the organism in Eukaryota, Metazoa, Arthropoda, Insecta, Hymenoptera, Formicidae. The record is from RefSeq and is a predicted model, not a curated record.